AUGUGGCAAGGUGGCCGCGUGGAGAAGGCCGAGGCUCUCCUCGACUACCUCCUGAAUGCGAUGCACUCCCCCUUGGGCGCCGUGGCGCCCUCCCCCGACAGCGAGGUGGCGACCGUUGACCCGGGCGAGGCCCCCUUCGCCAAGUCCGAGUGCCACUUCGACCCCCUGGGCUUCUUGGGCCCUUUCGUUGCCGCCGCCUUCUUGGAGCCGCGGCCGGCCCGUCAGGCCGGCAAGCCCGGCGACCUCUUGCAGCACCUGAAGCAGUGGGGUGACGUGGGGCGCCUGGAGUUGGUCGCCGCGGCCGAGUCCCCGCCGGCCUUGCGGGGCACCCUCUUCCCCGUGUUCAAGGACUCGAACACUCAGAGGGUCGUCUUCAACCGGAUCGCCCGAAACGCGGCCGAGCUUCCACUGUGCGGCUUCUCCAAACUGACUCCGAGCGCUGCCGUGCUGGUGGACCUGGAGGUGCCCGCCUGUCAUGUCCUGCGCGCGUGGACCGACGACCUUCAGGCUCUACGGGGCUUCGCGGCGCUGGACAGGUUGUGGAGCCGUUGCCGACGCGAGGCCCGCGAGCUCCCUGAGAAGAGCGGCGGGUGCUCAACCGCCGCCACGCCCCCGAUGGGGGCUGCCUGGGGGGGCGUUGUGCUGGGCGACCACUUCGGCUUGGCCGUCGACGCGCCUGGCUCGCGGGCAGCUCGACGCGCGAUCGAGCAGUCCUUCGCCCGCGCGCGCGAGGCCCAUGCUGACGCCGGCCUCAAGGUCAGCGCGAGCAAGGAGGUAAAGGGCGCAGCGGAGGCGACGGUCAUCGGGGCGGAGCUCCUCGGUCACGACCAGCUCGUCGGCGCCUCCCGCACUCGCAGGCUGGCGCUGGCCUGGGUGGGCCUUUCCCUGGCCCGAGGCCAGCGCUCCACUGCGCUGGGCCUGCAGAGGUUCCUCGGCAUGGGCCUCUCCGCCGCUCUGUUUCGGAGGCCCACUCUGUCGCUCCUCCACCACUGCUACAAAGAGGUCGACGCGGGUUGCGACCCGCGCGAGGUGAUCGAGCUGAGCGGCGCUGCCUGCAACGAGAGCGCCCUGUUCGCGGUCCUGCUCCCGCUGAUGACCGCGGCCCUUUCCGCUGGGUGGGGCCCCCGCGUGCUGGCCUCAGAUGCCUCGCGCAUGGCUGGGGCGUCUGUCAAGACGCCCGCCCAGGCGCCCGUCGCCUGCGCCUUCUGGCGGCAGCGCGAGCAGCGAGGCGCUCGUACGUGGCUCUACCCUCAUGGCUGGGCGGCCCUGGCGAACCCUGCGGACGGCGGCCUCUUGCGGGAUCUGGAGGAGGAGGCCGCCCCGCCCCCUGGCGUCGUCGUCGACCCGACGGCCUCGCUCAUCGAGUACUUCGACGUGCUGGAGCCCUGCCUGGUCAACUCGCGCCUGGCAGAGUGGAUCAUAUGGCUGAUCUGGCAGAGGCGCGUGAAGAUGACCAUCUCGCAAGUGCCGUGCAUCGGCUUCUCCAUUGCGAGGCACCCUUGGCUCCGCUCCAGGUCGCGGCCCUGGGGUUUCGACCCAUCUUGCAGCCCCGCGCGGCUGGGCGACGUCCUUUUCAGGCUGGGGAUGCUGGCUCUACUUGCGCACCUUCUCUCGGGCUGCGGCCCCGGGCUGCAUGGGCACCCGUUGACGGCCUACUCCCGGCACGCGAGCAUUGUCCAGUUCUUGUUGUCUCACGACGCCGUGGAGCGGAUCGGUUCGGCGCGCCCUGGAAGAAGGGCGCCGGCCUCCUCGCUGCGCGAGGCGGAAGGAGGGGCGCCCCCGGGAGCUAUCGAGGCCCUCCGGCUCAACGACUACGUCAGCUUCGCCCCGCAGCUGCACCGCCGCCGCCGCUUCUCCAAGCCCCUCUACAUCAACCUGCUGGAGGUCGAUGCGGCUUGCGAUGCGGUGGACGAGCAGGGCCUUCGAUUCCCUGAUUGCAAGCGCAACUUUGUCCUGGACUCCGGCGUGUCGAUCGGGGCCAUCAGCAAGGGCCGCUCCGCCUCGACCGCGAGCAACAAGCUCUUGAGAAGGCGGGCCCCCUUGCAGCUGGCUGCGGGCACGUAUGUCGGGUGCCGCAUCUCGCCGACGCGCCUGCAGCCGGCUGCGACGCCCCGUCGCGCGCGCUCC
Molecule: messenger RNA, 2127 nt
Organism: Prorocentrum cordatum
Lineage: Eukaryota; Dinophyceae; Prorocentrales; Prorocentraceae
Source: the annotation of a GenBank genome assembly